Thlaspi arvense is the source of this 444-nucleotide messenger RNA. Lineage: Eukaryota; Viridiplantae; Streptophyta; Magnoliopsida; Brassicales; Brassicaceae. The record is from the annotation of a GenBank genome assembly.
AUGGCGGGAGAAGGUGAAGAAGAUGUACCAAGAGACGCCAAGAUUGUGAAAUCUCUGCUCAAGUCGAUGGGUGUGGAGGAGUACGAGCCUCGCGUGAUUCACCAGUUCCUGGAAAUAUGGUACCGGUACGUGGUCGAAGUGUUGACAGAUGCUCAGGUUCUGCUAGAACUUGCUGCGAGCAGGAACAAGAUCCCUUUGCCAAAAUCCAUUGCAGGACCGGGUGUUCCGCUCCCGCCUGAACAGGACACGUUGCUCAGCUCGAACUAUCAGCUGGUUAUACCGAAGAAGUCAGCGUCAACAGAAGCAGAGGAAACAGAGGACGACGAAGAAAUGACAGAUCCUGCGCAGUCAUCUCAAGAACAGCCGCAGCAACAACAAGCAUCAGAGUUUCCCAGCCAAACUCCUCAAAGAGUCUCUUUCCCUCUCUCUAGACGACCCAACUAA